This is a messenger RNA of Harmonia axyridis, 497 nucleotides long. RefSeq lists its product as uncharacterized. Lineage: Eukaryota; Metazoa; Arthropoda; Insecta; Coleoptera; Coccinellidae. Bases 63 to 464 code for a protein of 133 amino acids. Gene Ontology annotation, molecular function: odorant binding. The record is from RefSeq and is a predicted model, not a curated record. The transcript has 2 exons.
GUUGAUUUGAAUUUGAUUUUCAUACGUAAUUCAACUAACAUAACUCCCCACUGACAGCCAAAAUGAAUUCAAAAUUUGUGAUGAUUUUUAUUCUUUCAGCGAUAUGUGUUUUAUCGGUGAAAAGUGAGGAAGGAAAAAUGUGUCCUUUCCUUGCUGCUUGUUUGAAAGAAACGGACGGAAAGGUAAAACCAGAAGAUUUGAAAGCACUGAAGGAUGCCACAUUAGAAAACCUAGACGACAUAUCAGAGGAUGUUUUGUGCGUUUCAAAAUGCGCACUGGAAAAGAGAAAAGUGCUCGUGGAUGACAAAAUUGAUGUAGACAAAAUGAUGACGGACAAGAUGCUGAUGGAAAAUAUCCUUAAGAAGGAAGACUUCAGCGAAUGCUUGAAGAAAAUUGAUGCUAUAAAGCAAUGUGGAGAUAUAAAAGAAUUCAUGAAAUGUAAAAUUUUAUUCACUAAAGACUAAUGAUUAUAAAGCAAUACAUUUUUCUUUUGAUCA